Molecule: messenger RNA, 1860 nt
Organism: Prorocentrum cordatum
Lineage: Eukaryota; Dinophyceae; Prorocentrales; Prorocentraceae
Source: the annotation of a GenBank genome assembly
AUGUCCACUCCUACCAAGCUCAUCGCGGAGCUGGCCAACCUCCCCAAGUUCUUUGAGGAGCAGAAGCAGUGCAACCUCGACUCGGAUGCCAUGUCUGAGUUGAUGCGCGCGCAGGCAACGUGCAUCAGCGCAAAGUUCAGGUCGCUCAUUGAGUGCGACUUACGAUCCGCAACGGAGUUGACUAAGGCCGUCCACGGCGUCGGGUGGGACAAGGAGACAACGGCUAAGUUGGCUACGCUGGUGAACGAGAUGAAGAACAAGCUCGAGGAUGGGAACCCUUACGCAAGGCGGCCGAACCAAAAGUGCUCAUCAUUCAACAUGUACUUGACUGAUAUCGAGUACACGACCCUCGCGGACAGCAUGACGCCUUGGUCUGCUAAGUUCGCAGUUGUGAAAAAGAGGUGCUUCUUCAUCGGGCUCCUCCUGCCGAGUGAGAAGACGAAAGGGCACAUCUUGGAGUGCAUCUAUGUGGCCAACGGGCUGCCGCUGGAGAAGGGGAAAGAUUGGUUCGCCCAUUUGAAUAACAUCAAGGAGGCGCUUGCGCCGCUGGGCAAUGUCAAGUACCCAUUUGAGUUUAUGACAGAGUUUCCGCUUUCGCCCAAGGAUCUCCCGAGUGAAACCUACAAGCAUGCAUACGAGACGGACCCGCCGUCGAUGAAGGAGUACCGCGAGCUGACGUUCGGAACAGUCCGACAGAGCUCGACCGCCUAUAAGCGCGCGCAUACGGGAGCUGAAGAAGCGGAGUCGCAGCUGGCCCUCAAUAAGAAGAGCCCGCCCAUGCUGAACUUGCGCGCUCCAUCCGCAACCGACCCCAAUCAGUUCAUGGCGGAAGCCUGCAGGCAGAUCGGCGCCCAGAUGCUCCUGCAGGGCAUGAUGAAGGGUCUCCCUAGCACGAGUGCAGGCAUGGACCCGUAUAACAUGCUGCAGUGCCUCCGUUCUUCCGCCGACGCGGGCGCGUCGUCGGCCUCGCACCUGCCCGAGCCGAAGGGCAGCCGCUCCGCCGCCGAGCCCGCCGAAGCGGCCGAGCCCAAGGCUGGCGUCCGCGCCGACGACAGCGCUGGAACAUUCCCCAUGGCUCCCCCAGCUGUCGACGAGAAGGCUGGCGCCUGCGCCGACGACAGCGAUGCGAGCGAGGAAUCUGCUGCGGAGCGCUUGCGCGCGAAGGCGACAGGCAAGGGCAAAGCGGCUGGCCGCAUGCCGCGCCCCGCAGCUUCGGCCUCCGCUGCAAAGCGCCCCGCAUCGGCCGCCCCUUCGUCGGGCGACGCCGAUCCGCCACCGAAGAAGAAGGCGAAAGAGGCCAAGAAGGGCGGCGUCACAGAGAGUGAUUUGCCAAAGGGCUUCAUGCUCAAUCUGAAGGAGUUUCUCUCCAAGAGUGUCGCAGCAAAAUACCCGUCCAAGGGCGCAUGCACCUCCAAGCUAUACGCGGAGGGUGGGAAGCAGGCCAGGGAUAAACAAUUGAGCUCGGACGAUGUGAAGCUCGCCCAGAAGAUGGAGAAAAUGCUGCAGAAGCAGCUGACCACCGUCAGGAAGGAGAGGUCGACGGCAGAGAGGCAGCUCGGAACCCAGAAGGUGUACUUCCUCAAGAAGAUGCUCACGCAGCAGUCGACCUUCUUCCUUCAGUCGCUGUCGCGCGUCAGGGCCAACGGCCUGCCGACGGUGGAGUGCCAGAAGGUUGUGAAUAAGUUGGUCGGGUCAAUCAUUCCCAAGCCAGAGACGAGUGAGGUCGGCACCCAGACGGACUUGAGGCUGUCGCAAGGCAUUGAGCCCGCGAGGCUGCCCAAGCCGCUGACGGCGUUGGAUGAGGUGUCGGAAUCGAGCUGUGAUGGGGACAGCGAGCAGCUGGGGUCGAUGUCGGAAUGA